ACGAAUAGCCCCGCCUCUCAAACGGAAACCCUUGUUUUUGUCUCUCUUCCUUCACUUACAUUUCUGCUGAUUGUAUCACAAUCGAACUCCAGAAAAGCUAAAGAGAGAAGCAGCAAUGGCGGGGUUCGUACCAGCUGGUACAACUACGAUCCAUAACGAUGAGAAGAGCAAAACAGAUGAGAAAGUGGAUUACACCAACCUUCCUUGCCCUAUACCGUAUGAAGAACUCCAUCGCGAGGCUCUCAUGUCUUUGAAGCCAGAACUGUUUGAGGGGUUGCGCUUUGAUUUUACCAAGGGACUGAAUCCAAAAUUCUCUCUGAGUCAUAGUGUGCUUAUGGGACCAACAGAAAUUCCUUCCCAGUCUUCUGAGACUAUUAAAAUCCCUACUGCUCACUAUGAGUUUGGUGCUAACUUUAUAGACCCGAAGCUGAUGCUUAUCGGGAGGGUCUUGACGGAUGGUAGACUAAAUGCAAGGGUGAAGUGGGAUUUGACUGAUACUCUUACGUUGAAGGCUAAUGCUCAGCUUACCAAUGAGCCUCAUAUGUCACAUGGGAUGGUUAACUUUGAUUACAAGGGCAAAGACUAUCGAAGCCAGUUACAGCUGGGGAACGGUGCCUUAUUGGGAGCCAGUUAUAUACAGAGUGUGACUUCAUACUUGUCUCUGGGUGGUGAGAUAUUUUGGGCUGGUCAGCACCGAAAGUCCGGAAUUGGUUAUGGUGCUCGAUAUGAAACGGAUAAGAUGGUUGGAACAGCACAAGUUGCUAGCACAGGAAUGGUUGCUCUUAGCUAUGUUCAGAAGGUAUCUGAGAAGGUUUCUCUAGCAUCUGAUUUCAUGUACAACUAUAUGUCAAGAGAUGUCACAGCUAGUGUUGGUUAUGAUUACAUCCUAAGGCAGUGUCGUCUUAGGGGAAAGAUUGAUUCUAAUGGUUGCACUGCUGCUUUUCUUGAAGAACGACUAAAUAUGGGUCUUAAUUUUGUUCUUUCUGCCGAGCUAGAUCAUAAGAAAAAGGAUUACAAGUUUGGGUUUGGGUUGACGGUGGGGUAAUAGAUUUGAAGGCUGGUUAAUGAAAUUUGACAUAAGAGGUUCAUCAUCAGCAACUAGACUGAGGGAGUUGUGAGCCAUCUUUGCUUUUGUUUGAAGAGGAAAAAGAAUUUGUUUAGUACUGUCUUUCUAAUAACAAUUGAGCAAUUUUAGCAGAGCUGCUAUACUCAUUGUUUUGGCAGUUGAUACUGUCAAUUUGGGAUAUGACUUUAGAGUUGUAGUAUUUAAAUCAAUGGAAUUGGAGAUAUUUGGUUUUGA
Carica papaya (papaya) is the source of this 1300-nucleotide messenger RNA. RefSeq names its product mitochondrial import receptor subunit TOM40-1-like. Gene Ontology annotation, biological process: protein import into mitochondrial matrix. Gene Ontology annotation, cellular component: mitochondrial outer membrane. Lineage: Eukaryota; Viridiplantae; Streptophyta; Magnoliopsida; Brassicales; Caricaceae. The record is from RefSeq and is a predicted model, not a curated record. Gene Ontology annotation, molecular function: transmembrane protein transporter activity.